Molecule: messenger RNA, 898 nt
Organism: Liolophura sinensis
Lineage: Eukaryota; Metazoa; Mollusca; Polyplacophora; Chitonida; Chitonidae
Exons: 2
Coding region: 220-777 (185 amino acids)
Source: RefSeq, a predicted model, not a curated record
CCCUGCCUGUCCCACCUCUACAAAUGCGGAUGUAGAAUGGGCAUAGCCCAGAGAAGAACCGCAUCAUUGUGAGGUUGAAGCUGAGCCGUUAACAACGCUGGGGUAACGCUCUGCUGGAGUGAUAUAACUACUGAGAUAUCAGUUCGUCCUUCGCCCUGAAAAUUGCUCAGUAGUAAAUCCAAGACUAACGGUAAAACGCAGCAGCAAGCCACUGCCAGGAUGCCCAAGGCGGAGACUGACCAGGAACAGGUGGAGUCCACUACCGGGGCCGACUCACAAGAAGUCCCCAAACCCGACCCUACAAAAGUCGUGGACCUUACCACAGAGAAAGUUCCAGCCCCCACCGACGCCGCGGAAGCAGAUCAAAGUUCCAACGGCAUUUCGUCAUCGUUAAAACGGAAAUCAACGGGCGAGACGGAGUGUUCCGACACACGCGGCGAAAAAGCCCGAAGAUUGAGUGUGGAAGAAGUGCCGGCAGAGGGAGCUGCCACUGAGAACGUAUCGGAUCCGGAGGCAUCAUCAGACGUGCCACAAGGGGAGGCCGGUGAGUUUGAGAAGGUACCUCCAUGGGAGUACAGUGAUGUCCACCCGAAUGAGAUCGGCUGGAGGAUGGGGGAAUUGGAACAAUAUAAAUUUGAUUUUUGGGACUGGUUCAUGACGCUGUCUGAUAGCGAACAGGAGAAGUUUAAAGAGACUUAUCCGCCGCCAGAAGAUUGGGCGGGAUUUUACGACAACCAGGAGAAUGAUUCUGAUGAAAAUGAGGACGGUUCCCAAUGACUUUAACUAGCCGGGCCUCUGUAGAUACCCUCCGUGUGUUAGAAAUAGCCCUGUAGUGCAAAUGUAACAAUACAGUGUAGUGUCAACAAUAAGUUUAAAUAAAAAUUACAUCUUAUCUAUA